Molecule: messenger RNA, 1063 nt
Organism: Vidua chalybeata
Lineage: Eukaryota; Metazoa; Chordata; Aves; Passeriformes; Viduidae
Gene: SGCZ
Product: sarcoglycan zeta
Exons: 7
Coding region: 1-921 (306 amino acids)
Biological process (GO): heart contraction; cardiac muscle tissue development
Cellular component (GO): sarcolemma; sarcoglycan complex
Source: RefSeq, a predicted model, not a curated record
AUGACACGAGAGCAGUAUAUAUUAGCAACACAACAGAACAGCCUUCCAAGGACUGAACAUCCUCAGUUUUACCCAGUAGGGAUUUAUGGAUGGCGAAAGAGGUGCUUAUACUUCUUUGUCCUUCUGCUGUUGGUUACCAUGAUUGUUAAUUUAGCAAUGACAAUAUGGAUUUUGAAGGUUAUGAAUUUCACAGUGGAUGGAAUGGGAAAUUUGAGAGUCACUAAAAAAGGAAUACGACUUGAAGGAAUAUCUGAAUUUCUACUUCCACUAUAUGUGAGAGAAAUCCAUUCUCGAAAGGAUAGUCCACUGGUCUUACAGUCUGACAGAAAUGUAACAGUGAAUGCAAGAAAUCACAUGGGACAGUUAACUGGACAACUGACAGUAGGAGCUGAUGCUGUGGAAGCUCAGUGUAAGAGAUUUGAAGUGAGGGCAAGUGACAGUGGAAAAGUAUUGUUUUCUGCAGACGAAGAUGAGAUUGUCAUUGGAGCUGACAGACUGAAAGUAACAGGCACGGAAGGGGCAGUGUUUGGGCACUCUGUGGAGACACCCCAUAUCAGAGCAGAACCUUCCCAAGACCUCAAACUUGAAUCUCCUACUAGAUCUUUGGUGAUGGAAGCACCCAGGGGAGUGCAAGUCAACGCAGCUGCAGGAGACUUAAAGGCUACCUGUAGGAAAGAACUGCACUUACAGUCCACAGAAGGGGAGAUAUUUUUAAAUGCAGAUACAAUCCGCCUGGGAAAUCUACCAGUGGGGUCCUUUUCGUCCUCCUCCUCCUUCUCCUCCUCCUCCUCACCCAGCUCUUCAGCUCCUCGCCAGACUAUCUAUGAGCUCUGCGCUUGUCCCAAUGGUAAACUUUACCUGUCCCCAGCAGGAGCAGGCUCCACAUGUCAAUCCAGUAGCAACAUCUGCUUGUGGAGCUAGAAUGACUCCAUUUUAUCCUCACACCAGAAUAGCCUUUUGUUACUAUCCCUCUGCUUCACAGUUCAGUUCGGUUUCCCUUGUGACAAGUCUGAUGCUCCAAAGGGCCUGCAGAGCAACUUCUUCCACUGUAAGCAGGAGUACG